Molecule: messenger RNA, 1188 nt
Organism: Aspergillus clavatus NRRL 1
Lineage: Eukaryota; Fungi; Ascomycota; Eurotiomycetes; Eurotiales; Aspergillaceae
Product: putative RING finger domain protein
Exons: 3
Coding region: 1-1188 (395 amino acids)
Cellular component (GO): nucleus
Molecular function (GO): ubiquitin protein ligase activity
Source: RefSeq, a predicted model, not a curated record
AUGGCGCACUCAAAACGCAACACCUCCCUUCCCCACUUCACAUCCUACGAACGGGGUCUCCUCCGCUCCAGCUGGGGCACCCAGCGCGGCGUCAUCAGCCGCGACUCAUUCCUCCCGUUCGGCUCCUGCCGACUCUGCCUCCAGCCCGCCCGCAGCCCCGUCGUCGCCUGCGCCACGAACGGCGACCUCUUCUGUCGCGAAUGCGCCAUCAGCGACCUCCUCGCCCAGCGGCAGGAGAUCAAGCGACUCGAGCGCGAACGCGAGGAGGCGAAGAAACGCCUCGCGGAAGAUGAGGAGCGCACGCUCGAGGAGGCGCGGCGGAGGGAGCUCCGCGAGUUCGAGCUCGUGAGCAUGGGGUUGGAAGCGGCGAAGAACGACCACAAGGCCAAGGGGGGCGCGAAUGGGGGCGAGAAUCACCGGAAACGCAAGGCCGAGGAGGCCGAGGAGGCGUUGGCGGCGUUCAAGGCGCGCGAGAUCGAGGUCGAUGGGAAGCGGAAGAAGAUCUUCGAGCUGGAUGAGAAGGAGAUGGCGCGGGUGGCGCGGGAGGAGCAGGAGCGUCUGAAGCGGGAGCUGAAGCGGGAAAAGUCGGAGGCGAGCAAAUCCGCGCUCCCCUCGUUCUGGGUCCCUUCGCUGACCCCGACGACCGAUCCCAACGAAAUCGCCGCGAACAAGGUCGUCAAGAUGACGCCCAUCUGUCCCGGCUCGACGGACGAGAACCGCCACGGCUACUCGCUCAAAUCGCUGGUCGAGGUGCAUUUCACAGAGGAGAAGGCGACGGACGGGACCGUCGCGCGGAUCUGUCCCAGCUGCAAGAAGAAUCUCAGUAACGGGCUCAAGGCAAUGCUAACAAAACCCUGCGGGCACGUUAUCUGCCAACCGUGCGUCGCCAAGUUCAUGACACCGCAUGAUGUGCCGGACCCGCAUGCCAGUAAGGAGGAGCAGGAGCGGACGGCGGCGCUGCACGGCUUGAUUCUCUGCUACGUGUGUGAAACGGACAUUACGCCCCGGAAUCCCAAGGCCGAGGCAGACGAGAACGGGGCUAGAAAUGGGAAUGGGAAGAAGUCCAAGAAGAAGGACAAGGACCCCGGCAUUCGGCCGGGAUUGGUGCCGGUCAGUUCGGAGGGAACGGGGUUUGCAGGGCGUGGGGGGAAUGUCGCGACCAAAGCUGGUGUUGCCUUUCAAUGUUGA